GGGGGAUCCGCACUUCGCUCCUGUAGUGUCGGCUUUUUUUCUAGUCCAAAAAAUUCAAGAUUUUUGUAAUAGUUCUAGCAAUUAAAGUAUACGAAAUAGGUAGCAUUCAAGUAUAUGACAAAGCAGUUCUGUGACAGUUUUAAACAAAUUAACGGAGGCAAAAUAGUCAAAGCGCCGCAGUACCAGAAGGUCACAAAGGUUAACUCAACCAGAACCGAACAACUGAACCAUGCGUCUAAUUAUCCUCGAUACGGCCGAUUACGUAGGUGAGUGGUCCGCCAAGUACGUGAUGAAACGAAUCAAUGAUUUCAAGCCCGGCCCGGAUCGCUAUUUUACGCUCGGUUUGCCGACAGGAUCAACUCCAUUGGGACUCUAUAAAAAUCUCAUCAAAUUUUACAAUGCGGGAAAAAUCUCAUUCAAAUACGUGAAAACCUUCAACAUGGACGAAUAUGUCGAUCUACCGCGGGAUCACCCGGAAAGCUACCAUUACUUUAUGUAUAACAAUUUCUUCAAACAUAUCGACAUCGAUCCGGUCAACGUGCACAUUUUGGAUGGCAACGCACCCGAUCUGGUGGCAGAGUGCAAUGCCUUCGAGGACAAAAUCAAAGCCGCUGGCGGCAUUGAGUUGUUCAUCGGAGGAAUUGGGCCGGAUGGGCACAUUGCCUUCAACGAGCCCGGUUCGUCGCUGGUUUCGAGAACUCGCGUGAAAACUCUGGCACAGGAUACGCUGGAAGCGAAUGCGCGCUUUUUCGGCAAUGACAUCAACAAGGUGCCGAAGCAGGCGCUCACGGUGGGCGUUGGAACCGUGAUGGACUCGCGGGAGGUGAUGAUUUUAAUUAUCGGUGCGCACAAGGCAUUUGCGCUGUACAAGGCCAUCGAGGAGGGGGUCAACCACAUGUGGACGGUUAGCGCCUUCCAGCAGCAUCCGCACACGAUCAUGAUUUGCGAUGAGGAUGCCACGCUGGAGCUGCGCGUCAAGACGGUUAAAUAUUUUAAGGCUCUAAGUCAAAUUCAUCACAAACUGAUCGAAGACGACGCAAACGAUGUACGAAAGUUCAAAUAAUCGUCUACGUACCUACACAAAGGAUUGCUACAUUUUGGCCUCGGCCAGUGGGGACGCCAUAAGCGGGGCCACUCAGCCCAAUUGACGACGACAUGCAGCAAGAAGAAGAAGAAGAAAGCAACGAUGGCAACGGCACAACAACGACAACAACUACAAACAGCAACUGCCCCAGCAAGUAAACGAUCUUUAUCACCUUUCCAUGUCCAUUAAAUUGGCAUCCAAUCGAAGGUCGUCAUUACCCCUUGGUAGGUGGAUGCCGCCGCCCGGUCUGCGUUCCCCUCGAUCCCCGGCGAGUGUGGGAAGGGAAAUAAUAGGGCAAGCGUAUCCCGCGCGGUCCGUUAUUCGGUUCUUGUACAAUAUAUGCUAGCAAAUCGCAUGCACACACACCUAUGGGGCAUUAAUUAAUUUGUUUCCAACUGCGCCCGGAACGACCCUUUUUUGUCUCGCCCACAGAGUCUGUACGAUGUUCACUCGAAGCUGAUUGAAGGAACGUGAAGAUAGCGUAACGAGCCGCAAAUAUCCCCUGUUACCGUUACCACCACCACACCGGAGGGAGAAAAAUGUCACUCGAAUCCAAAGGGUAGUUUUGUGUUUUAGUCGUUUGUUUGCCAGUUUUCUAUAUUUCUACCAUGCAUCACAAUUAUACAUAUA
Molecule: messenger RNA, 1714 nt
Organism: Sabethes cyaneus
Lineage: Eukaryota; Metazoa; Arthropoda; Insecta; Diptera; Culicidae
Gene: Oscillin
Product: glucosamine-6-phosphate isomerase
Exons: 4
Coding region: 230-1063 (277 amino acids)
Biological process (GO): D-glucosamine catabolic process; N-acetylglucosamine catabolic process; N-acetylneuraminate catabolic process
Cellular component (GO): cytoplasm
Molecular function (GO): identical protein binding; glucosamine-6-phosphate deaminase activity
Source: RefSeq, a predicted model, not a curated record